AGCUGAGCCCUCAUGGAUACUAACUGGGUUCAUUACCACUGAGCCAGAAUGGGAACUCCUGCUCUUUUUUACUUUUAAUAGUUAUCAUUCUUAUUAUUGAGUAUGCAUUCAUAAUAUUAAUAUACAUUAAUAUUUUAACAAAACAAAUAAUCGUCCACUUUUUAUUACCUCAUGUAGAAUUAAUUCCUUCCUUCCUGGACAUUUUAGGCUGCAACUCUGUAAUCCAAAGAAAAUAUAGGUGCAGUUUCCCACUGAAUCAGGACCCUUGGGACAGUCACCUUCAAUAAUUCAGUCAGAGCAAAAUGUUUGGCCUCUCUUAAAUGGAAAAUUGAUUCUAGUUUGCAGUGGCUAUAUGCAUGAGUCCUAAGAAAAUGAAUUUACUUCACCUCACCAACCCCUUGCAAAAGCAUUUUAUUCCAGGAGUAAAAUGUUUAAUCUUUAAAUUUGAUGAAUAUAGAAGUGAAGAAGAGAGAUCAUGUUUCCAAACAGAGCUAAACGACAUAUAAAAAACAAGGAGAAUGUGCCAGACUGUCUUAUGAUCAAGUAUUUAUAGUAAAGCUAUUAAUGGAAUGGUCACUACAGGGGAGUGAAGAUCCUAAAUAUAAAUGAAAAUUCUGAUGUGCUAAUCCUUAACAGUGAAAACUUCAGUUGCUGUCCUAAAGGAUAUUACAAAAGGUAAAAAAUCUUUGAAAAUCUAUCUGCAUUUCAUAUGGAUAAUUACACCAGUGAUGACGACAUAGAUGAUGACUUUGACACCCAGUUCAUCAUUCAACAGAGUUUACAGGAUAAUCACAAGCCAGGAACUACACAGCAGUCACUUGAGGAUGAGAGCUUUUUAAGCGCUGACUAUAAGAAGAUAAUUGAAGCAAUAGAGACAGGUAAGGAAGAUGUAUUGUCACACUUGACCAAGUAUCAUUCUGCUUUUGAUGAGGCCGAUGAGAUAGGUUGGCUUCCUCUGCAUAAGGCUGCAGUGCAAUUAAAUAAGAACAUUUUGGAAAUAACCCUGAAAGCCUCAAAACCCAGUGUGUGGGAGCAAACCACCCACAAUGGUGAAACACCACUUUUUUUGGCUGUCAGCAAUUGCCUCUUAGAAAAUGUCAGUUUUCUUCUUCUCAAUGGCUGCAAUCCAAAUGCCAAGAAUUUCGAAGGCAAUUCUCCUCUUCUUACAGCUGUUCUACAGGACUCCUACCAUAUGGCCUCUUUGCUGAUCAGCCAUGGCGCAGAUGUCAAUCUGAGGUGUACCAAUGAGAGGACAGCUCUCCAUGAAGCAGCCAAACUGGGCAGGCGGGACAUAGUAAGGCUCCUGCUGCUUUCUGGGGCACACCCUGACCCUCAGAGCUCCUACGGAUUCACUCCUCUUGCUCUUGCUGCUCAAAAUGGACACACUGAAAUCAUGGAACUAUUACUGCAGAAAGGAGCUAAUGCUCUUGGUCAGGCCUCUGAUUCUUCUUCCAUCCUCCUUGAAGCUGCUAGUGGAGGAAAUCCAGACUCUGUGACUCUCUUGCUAGAAUAUGGAGCCGACGCCAACAUCCCAAAGAAUUCAGGCCACCUGCCCAUUCACGUGGCAGCUGACAGAGGCCACUUGUUAGCUCUAAAGAUUUUGGUUCCAGUUACGGAUUUUGCUGCCAUUAAGCGGAGCGGCAUCAGUCCAGUUCACUGUGCAGCAGCAGGAGCACACCCCAAAUGCCUGGAACUUCUCAUUCAGGCUGGAUUUGAUGUAAAUUUCAUGCUAGAUCAGAGAAUUCGCAAACACUAUGAUGACCACAGGAAGUCAGCUUUGUAUUUUGCUGUAUCAAAUGGUGACCUCUCUUCAGUUAAGCUACUUCUGAGUGCUGGAGCUCUACCUAAUCAAGACCCAGUUAACUGCCUCCAGAUAGCCCUAAGGAUGGGCAACUAUGAGCUGAUAAGUCUGCUGCUGCGGCACGGGGCCAACGUCAAUUACUUCUGUAGAGUCAACCCUUUACAUUUCCCGUCAGCUCUGCAAUAUACUCUGAAAGAUGAAGUCAUGCUCAGGAUGCUGUUGAAUUAUGGCUAUGACACAGAGCGAUGCUUUGAUUGUCCUCAUGGAGACAAAGUUCAUCCUUUCUAUAGUUUUGAAGGCUGGACAUCUACUGUUAUCAAAGAUACAAUGUUCUGUGAAGUAAUAACUUUGUCAUGGCUACAACAUCUCUCUGGAAAGGUUGUUCGAGUGAUGCUUGAUUACGUUGAUCAAGUUAGGAUCUGUUCAAAGUUGAAAGCUGUGCUCCAAAAACAGGGGCUAUGGUCAGAAAUUCACUUUAUCUUGACAAACCCUCGCUCCCUGAAACAUUUGUGCCGCCUAAAGAUCCGGAAAUGUAUGGGACGUUUACACCUGCGCUGUCCAGUCUUCAUGUCAUUUCUUCCAUUACCCAAUCGUCUAAAAGCAUACAUCCUUUACAAAGAAUAUGACCUUUAUGAACAAGGAAUUUUCACAGGAACCUGGUAACCAAACUAUUCUGGAUAAAAAGGUAUAAUUCUGAAAAUGUAUUUCCUAAAAAGACUUGUUACAUUGAUUUAUAUUUCUCAUUUUACCUACCAACUAAAAUCUUAAUACAGUCUACAUUCUUUAAAAAGUCACCUUGAAUACAGCCUCCCAACAGAUGGUUAGCAUUCUGAAAGGGAGUUUAAUAAAUAAAACCCAAACAGUAAAAAUUUUAAUUAACUAAAAUACAUCAGUUCUAACUCUAUAUUGAUCUUUACGUUAAAUGUGUGAAUCCAAAUUCCUGUGUGGUCAAAAUAAUAAAUGCCACCUCUGAUAAUUUAAGAUAAUUCUUAAUAGUAACCUUUUUUAUAGAGGAGUACAUAGAUAAAAUGAGUUAGUGAUUACCCUGAAUAAAAUAUGGACCCUAGUACAUGAUCCUAGGAAUUAGCUGUUCUUGUACAAAAAGUCUCAAGGCCAGCUUAGUGUCUGUUUUACUUGUAGAGUCCAGUAUUGAGGUUAGGUAUUUCAGUUAAUUUAAAUAGAACCAUCAAUUGCAAUUUCAUUAUUAAUAGGAUACACAUGUUCCUUCAUCCCACAAAACCGUGGCUAAGGAUUACCAUUUAUUGGUUAAUGCAGUCAUUGGAAUAGAAACAAAGGGCUUUCAAAUGCAUGAUAGUUUAUGACUUCUGUAUUGCAUGUAGUUCAGUACUGGAUACACAGGAGGGGAUCACUAAAAGAAGCAGUUAUAGGAUGUUAGUUAUAAAACUUUAUUUUGGAGUUCCCAUCAUGGCUUACCAGAAACAAAUAUGACCAGUAUCCGUGAAGACACAGGUUCAAUCCCUGUCCUCACUCAGUGGGUUAAGGAUCCGGCGUUGCUGUGGCUGUGGCAUAGGCUAGCUGGCAGCUACAGUUCUAAUUUGACCCCUAGCCUGGGAAUUUCCAUACGCCACAGGCACAGCCCUAAAAAGUCAAAAAAAAAAAUUAUUUCUAUAUAUUCUAUGCUGCAUUUAAGUACAGGUUUCUGAAUAUGGAAGUGAGGAAAGAAACUGAGACGACCUUUUCACUCAGCCCAUCUAUGUACCAUUAUAUGGCACAUCACCAGAGAGAACAAACAGAGAGAUAGGAAUGAUGACCACAGGCUCCGUCAGUGAUAGCCUUGACAUUUAUAUGUUUGGUCUUUACAUACUUUUUUUAGCACAAUAUAUUCCUUCUUAAGGAAACUUAAGUUGUAUGAUUUCUUUCUGAUGUAGGGAUUCAUGGCUAUAUCGACUAUGUCAGUGAGCACAGUCCUAAAAUUACUUUUAAUAAUAGUUUUCACAUAAAAAAAAUUUGCAAAACUAGCUGGCAUGAAUAGUUUUUAUAUUUUUUAGUCAAAUUGUGGUGUCUGUUUAUAAGUGAGUGCUUGAUUAUAUGUAUGUCAAUAUACAGAUAUAUUUAGGAUAUACAUACACCUACAUAAAUUUCAUAAUUAUAAAGUUAAUUUCAUCCACUCCCUUGACCAUCUACCAGUGUAUACAUUUUAUAAAAUUCAAAACAAAUUAAAUCAGAAACUGUCAAUAGAAAAAAAGAAAGAGCACAUGUGAUAAAUAUACAUUAGUAUUAAAACUAUAGGCUCAAGCCAUUUAAGCUGUAGUACACAAUAACCUGGCCCUUUAAAUUAUAGCAAUUUCUUUGAUUAGGACCAAAGAUAGGAAGUUUACAUUGUAAUGUCAAAAAGGAAAAAAAGUCACCAGUGGUGAAUUAAUAUUACUUCCCAGUAUGUGACCUUAUUUUUUUCCAUUUUCUCUAUUAUGGAAUUGCAGUGGGGUUAGGUUAGGGUUAAUCUGUCAUAACAGAUUAAGAAAAAGUCCAAUUGUUUUUUAAGCAUCAUUUGAAAUUACUUGGAGAAGUUAAAUUCUGAGUAUAUGUCAAAUAUUUCAUACAAAAAAAGACUAUACAAAAAUCAUGGUCUUUAUUAUACAUUAAAAAUCUCCUAACAGCACAUUUCCUGAAGGCUUAUCAGGAAUACCUAUUCUGACAAAAUGAAAAAUAAGUUCUCCACUCCACAUGUAUACCACCAUUACAUAAAGUCAAGUUCUUCAAAUCCAAUAAAUCAAAUUCUAAAGGGAAAUGUAGCUUAACUUUUAAUUGUAUAUGCAUGAUUAACAGUAUCAGUGAAAUAAGAUUUAACCAAUUCACUUACAUUACAAAAUCACCAAAUAUACAAAGUGGUUUUGCACAUUAGCUAUAACUUAAUCCCCAGUUCUCAUAUUAACCUAAGUAAAUUACAUGAGUACAGCCACAAGAGAUUAGUUAAAAGUAUAAUACAGUUCCAGUUUCAAAUUUUUAUGUAUUAUUAAUUAAUGUGGAAGAAAAAAACUUCAUGAAAGAGGGAAGAGUAAGCCAAACUUGCUAAAAUAAAGUCAAAGGCUUGCUUGCUACAAUCAGUAUGUUUGAAUAAAAUUUAAAGAACAGUUUGAAUGCUAGGAGGUUGUUAUCAAAACCACUGUUAGUUUCAUUAAUUUGGCAGGAAGAAUGUUUUGCAAAACAAAGUCUCUUAGGGUCUGUCGGCAUGUAUGAGAAGAUUCAAAUCUUCAAAACUUGCAGUUCCUUUAUAUAACUCAAAACUAACUCAGAUGCCUUUACAAUAUAUGAUUAUAUGUUAAAUAGAACAGUACACACACCCUACUAUCCUUUUCCCAAGCAUUAAGAUGAACAUAAAUUUACCAUCCCUAGAUUGUGGAAUCUGAGAAUUCUUUUGAAAUCAAAUACAAAGUAAUCACUGUAAACAUGGCAAAAAGUAGGCUGCUUUGGGGGACUUUUAAAGUUUCAGUCCCUUAUUAGCAAGUUUUCUCAAUUUCAGAAGGGGGAAAGAAUAAUUAGUUUCCUAUCUAUUGACUUCAUUACCAUAGUUACAAAAGCACAGUUGACACAGGUAGCAAGAGGGCCUGGCAGAAUUAGGUAGACUUAAUUUCUUUCCUUUUAAAGAAGCAGUUUGGUUAAUUUUAAAAUCAUUAAGUACAAGUGUGAAAUUGAGAAAGAUCAUCUCCAUAUCGAAUUCAAUUACCACCAAAACAUCCAAAAGCUGAAGGAAUUUUAAAGGGUAAGAGACAAAGAUCAGCUUUAACAUUAUGCAGAAAUACAUGGGCUGUCUUCUUUAAAAAAAAAAAAAAAAGUUUAUUAAACCUGAUGCUUAAAUAUCUGCAAUAAUGGAAUAGUUCAUAUAGUUCUAUAGAAAUGGAACAGAAGUUGAAUCAUCUAAAAUUGUUAAACCCACACAUGACUUCUAUUUGGCACUGGAAUGUGCUUUGGUCUGACCUAUGGACACAAGAGUGUGUUACUGAGGAAAUUCCUAUCCAGACAUGACUUAAAAGGGACUACAGGUCUGUCCAGCAUCCCUAAGUCUGCCAGUGGCAUCAACUUUAGUCUACACUUUGAUCCAGAGAGCUCACCAGUGGCAGCACUUUGCUACCAUGCAAAGUGCCAGCCUAGUAAAACUGCCACCUAGUGCUGACCAUCUUCCUUCCAUGGUGGCUGUCAAGUUUCACCUGACCUAAGUGAGGUGACAACUUACGAGUCUCAACAGGGCUUUCUCAAACAGAAAGCUUACUAAGUCUCAAAAAGAUCUUAAAAGCAGGACCUGCCAUGACUAAACAAAUGCUGACCAAAGAAGAAAUUGCAAUUUCUACAGAAGGAAAGAUACACAAACUAAUGCUAAAGCAUUCCCUUUACUAAAGGACAAAAUAAGCUUUUUUUUCAAAAAGUAAUCCAUAAAUUUCCACUUUUUUACUAUACGUUUUGGUAACAUAAGGCUUCAAAAUACUGAUUAUUAAGUAAUCAUUAUUCCCAUUUGGCACACGGCUAAAAAA
Messenger RNA from Sus scrofa (pig), 6288 nucleotides. It is a transcript of the gene ASB14, whose product is annotated as ankyrin repeat and SOCS box containing 14. NCBI's taxonomy places the organism in Eukaryota, Metazoa, Chordata, Mammalia, Artiodactyla, Suidae. Gene Ontology annotation, molecular function: protein binding. Gene Ontology annotation, biological process: intracellular signal transduction. The record is from RefSeq and is a predicted model, not a curated record.